AUGGAGUUUACUCAUACAGCUACAGGAUUAUUAAUGCAUCAGCAGAAGUAUGUGGGAGAACUACUGGAAAGAUUCAAAAUGACUCUAUGCAAUGAUGUUAGAAGUCCUCUAGAGGUGAAUGUCAAAUUAAGAGAGUAUGAAGCUGAAGAAAAGGUGAAUGAAAUUGCCUAUAAGCAGAUUGUUGGGUCAUUGCGUUUCUUGUCCAACAGCAGGCCAUACUUGAUGUUCAGUAUUGGUUUGAUAAGUCGUUUCAUGAGCAAUCCGAAGAAAAUCCAUAUGCUAGUUGUCAAACGUAUUUUAAGAUACAUCAAAGGGACUGCAAACCAUGGAAGCAUGUUCCCAUAUGGUAUGCAAAAGAAUGAGUUGAAGCUUAUGAGCUAUGCUGACUCUGACUAUGAUGGAGAUCAAGUAGAAAGGAAAAGCACAUCAGGGCACAUAUUUUUCCAAAAUGAAGCACCUAUUUCAUGGUGCUCUAAGAAGCAAUUUGUUGUUGCUUUGUCAAGCUCUGAAGCAGAAUACAUAGUUGGAUGUUUUGCUGCAUGCCAAGGAAUUUGGUUGAAUGAAUUAUUGAAAGAAUUAAAGAUACUCAGGGAGAGUCCAGUGUAG
Messenger RNA from Vigna angularis (adzuki bean), 606 nucleotides. Its product is annotated as secreted RxLR effector protein 161-like. The transcript has a single exon. Bases 1 to 606 code for a protein of 201 amino acids. The record is from RefSeq and is a predicted model, not a curated record. Lineage: Eukaryota; Viridiplantae; Streptophyta; Magnoliopsida; Fabales; Fabaceae.